This is a messenger RNA of Apus apus (common swift), 6218 nucleotides long. It is a transcript of the gene SNED1, whose product is annotated as sushi, nidogen and EGF like domains 1. Bases 1 to 4338 code for a protein of 1445 amino acids. Gene Ontology annotation, molecular function: protein binding; calcium ion binding. Lineage: Eukaryota; Metazoa; Chordata; Aves; Apodiformes; Apodidae. The transcript has 33 exons. Gene Ontology annotation, biological process: establishment or maintenance of epithelial cell apical/basal polarity; cell-matrix adhesion; heterophilic cell-cell adhesion. The record is from RefSeq and is a predicted model, not a curated record. Gene Ontology annotation, cellular component: plasma membrane; protein-containing complex.
AUGCGGGGCCUGGCGGGCUGGGCCACCAUCCUGGUGGCCCUGGGCGAGUGGCUGUGGGCGGGGGCGGUGGUGCCCCUGGCCGAUUUCUACCCCUUCGGGCCCGCGCAGGGCGACGCGGCCACGCGGAAACAGGACGACGGCGGCUCCGAGCUGCGGCCCCUCUCCGUUCCCUUCCCUUUCUUCGGCGCCGGGCACACCGGCCUCUAUGUGAACAACAAUGGGAUCAUCUCGUUCCUGAAGGAGGUCUCCCAGUUUACGCCGGUGGCCUUCCCUAUCUCCAAGGACCGUCGGGUGGUGGCUGCUUUCUGGGCUGACGUGGACAACCGGCGGGCAGGUGAUGUGUACUACCGGGAGAGCACCGAGCAGCCCAUCUUGGAGAGAGCCAGCAGGGACAUCGCCCAGUAUUUUCCCGAGUUCCCAGAGUUUUCAGCGCAGUGGGUCUUCAUCGCCACCUGGUACCGAGUGACCUUCUUCGGGGGCAGUUCGUUUUCACCCGUAAACACUUUUCAGAUCGUCCUUAUUACAGAUGGCAAGCUCUCCUUCACCAUCUUCAACUAUGAGUCCAUCACCUGGACCACGGGUAUGCACGCCAGCAGUGGGGGGGACUUUGCCGGGCUCGGCGGCAUCGCAGCGCAGGCAGGUUUUAACGCUGGUGAUGGAAAGCGCUACUUCAAUAUCCCCGGAUCCCGCACCGAUGACAUCGCUGACGUGGAGAUGACAACAAAUGUGGGUAUCCCCGGGCGCUGGGUGUUCAGAAUCGAUGAUGCCCAGGUGCAAGUGGGGGGCUGCAGCAAUACAACCUCUGUCUGCCUGACGCUGCGGCCCUGCCUGAACGGCGGGAGGUGUAUCGAGGACUGCAUCACGGGGAACCCCUCCUACACCUGCUCCUGCCUGGCCGGCUUCACUGGGAAGAGGUGCCAUGUUGAUGUGGACGAGUGUCUCUCCCACCCGUGUCAGAACGGAGCCACCUGCCUGAAUGGUGCUGGCAGCUUCAGCUGUAGGUGCCCGCCGGGCUUCAGAGGCACCAACUGCGAGACAGAGGAAUCACCAUGUGAGAGCAGGGUGUGCCAGAAUGGCGGGAGGUGCCAGGUGGCAAACGGGACAGCAGUGUGCGUCUGCCAGCCGGGGUACUCGGGGGCAGACUGCCAGACAGAGGUGAACGAGUGCGAGUCCAGCCCUUGCCUGAACGGUGGGCACUGCGUCGACCUCCUCGAUAACUACACCUGUGUCUGCCUGGAGCCCUUCGUGGGACAGCGUUGUGAGACAGACUCAUCUUCCUGUGAGGACAGGAGCUGCAGGAACCGGCAGACUUGCAACUACAUCCGUCCUGGCCGCUACAUCUGCACCUGCUCCCCAGGUUAUUACGGCAACAACUGCCAGUAUGGUGGGCCUCGUGUGCCCGGUGCCUGCCUCUCCCACCCAUGCCAGAACGCGGGCAGCUGCCUGGAGACAGAGCAGGGCUAUGUCUGUGAAUGCCAGGAGGGCUACACUGGGCAGGACUGUCGAAACAAGCUCUCGGAGGGCUGUGAGUGUCGCAACGGGGGCAGCUGUCUGGAGGGGAACGUCACCAUCUGCCAGUGCCCACCUGGGUUUUUUGGUCUCCUCUGUGAAUUCGAAGUCACCACCACGCCGUGCAACAUGAACACGCAGUGCCCGGAUGGCGGGUACUGCAUGGAGUAUGGGGGGAGCUACCUCUGUGUCUGCCACACCGACUAUGGCACCAACCACACGAUGCCAUCCCCCUGUGACUCGGAGCCCUGCCUGAAUGGGGGGUCCUGUGAGAUUCACGACGACUCCUACACCUGCCAGUGUCCUCGAGGCUUCCUGGGCAAACACUGUGAGAAAGCCAAGCCACGGCUCUGCAGCACGGGGCCCUGUCGCAACGGGGGCACCUGCAGGGAGGCAGAUGGCGAGUACCACUGCUCCUGCCCCUACCGCUUCACCGGCAAGCACUGCGAGAUCGGUAAGCCGGACCCCUGCGCCUCAGGGCCCUGCCAGAACGGGGGCACCUGCUUCCACUACAUUGGCAAGUACAAGUGUGACUGUCCCCAGGGCUACGGCGGCCGGCACUGCGAGAUCGUGCCCUCCCCGUGCCUCCUCAGCCCCUGUGAGAACGGCGCUACCUGCGAGGACCUCGGCACGGGCUACACUUGCACGUGCCCUGUGGGCUACGUAGGGAAGCACUGCCAGUCUGAGAUCGACUGCGGGGUCCCCAGUGAGGUGAAGCAUGCCCAGGCCUCUUUCAAUUCCACCAAGGUGGGCUCGCUGGCUGAAUACCAGUGUGAGCUGGGCUACACUCUCAGUCAACACAACCACCCUCGCGUCUGCCGCCUGCCAGGCAUCUGGAGUGAGCCCCCUGAAUGUGAUGAGGUCGAUGAGUGUCGGUCCCAGCCCUGCCUGAACGGCGGCCGCUGCCAGGACCGCGUCGCCGAGUUCCUGUGCCUCUGUGAGCCAGGUUACACCGGCCACCAGUGCGAGUCAGAUGUCGACGAGUGCCAGUCAGCGCCCUGUAAGAACGGCGGGACCUGCCAGGACCUCCCUGGGUCCUUUGCCUGCCACUGUCCUGAGGGCUUUGUGGGGACGCAGUGCGAGACAGAAGUGGACGCCUGCGAGUCAGACCCUUGCCGAAACGGGGGGGAGUGCGAGAGCUACGGGGGCUCUUACCUCUGCGUGUGCCCAGAGGGUUUCUUCGGCUACCACUGCGAGACAGCCAGCGACCCGUGCUUCUCCAGCCCCUGCGGGAGCAGAGGCUACUGCCUGCCCGGCAAUGGCACCCACAGCUGCACCUGCAAAGUCAGCUACACAGGCAAGAGCUGCGAAAAAGAAUUGCUGCCACCAACCUCAUUAAAGGUGGAAAGGGUGGAGGACACUGGUGUGUUGAUUUCUUGGCACCCACCUGAGGACGCAGCCGCCAGGCAACUCAUUGACGGCUACGCCGUGACGUACGUAUCCCUCGACGGCUCUUACCGCAGGACAGAUUUUGUGGACCGAAGUCGUUCUGCCCACCAAUUGCGGGCACUAGCCUCCGGCAGAGCCUACAAUAUUUCUGUCUUUUCAGUCAAACGCAACGUGAACAACAAGAAUGAUAUCAGCAGGCCCAUCAUGCUCACCACGCGCACUAGACCGCGGCCGGUGGAAGGCUUUGAGAUCACGAACGUGACGGCCAGCGCCAUCACGGUGCAGUGGGCUCUCCACCGGCUCCAGCACUCCACCGUCAGUAGGGUGCGGGUCUCCAUCCGCCAGCCGGGGGACCUGGCAGACCGCACCGUGGAGCUGAACAGCAGCGUGGCCAAAUACACCUUCCUGGACCUGCAGCCAGGAGAGAGGUACAUCAUCCAUGUCACAACGCUGAGCGGCCUGGGGACGGAAGACCACCCCUCAGAGAGUCUGGCUACAGCCCCCUUCCACGUGUGGACAAGGCCUCUCCCCCCAAAAAACCUCACUGCCUCCCGUGUCACCACCACCUCCGUGUCUCUGGCGUGGGAGCAGCCGCCUGCCGGCGCGGUGGAGGGGUACAUCAUCAAUGUCACCACUGCUCAGAGCGUCAAGAGCCGCUACGUGCCCAACGGGAAGCUCGUGUCCUACACGGUGCGGGACCUGCUCCCCAGGCAGCAGUACCGCCUGUCCGUGACCGCCGUGCAGAACACGGAGCAAGGCCAAGUGCACAGCGAGCCCAUCCACCUCUAUGUCACCACCCUGCAGAGGGAUGGGGCUCCAGAGAGACGGUGGAGCCAAGCUGGGCACCCCCGGCUCCUGCGCAACAGGCUGCCCCCAGCUUUCCUGCCUGAGCUCCGCCUGCUGGCAGAUCACGACACAGCUGAAGAGCCCCUGCCAGCCCCCAGGUUCACUGAGCUGGUGGAUGGCAGAGGGAGGAUCAGUGCCAGGUUUGGCACUGCACUGGGAAAAUCCAUCACUGUGAAGACACAGCCAGAGGCUCCAGUGAAGCUGGAGAACGUGGAGGUGUCCAGCCAGGGCAGUCUGGCACUGCAGCUGCACGAGGCAAAGAGCAAAAGUGAGGAGCAGAACUGCUCCACAAACCCCUGCAGGAACGGAGGCACCUGCACCAGAGAUGCCCAGUCCUACCACUGUGACUGCCGCCCGGGCUUCAGGGGCCGGCUCUGCGAGCUGACCUGCAAGAAGGUGCCACACUCAUGCACGCGGCUGUACUCGGAAACCAAGUCAUUCCCUGUGUGGGAAGGAGGCACCUGCCACUACCUGUACAGGCGAGUCUACAAGGUACACCAGGAUGUCUGCUACAAGGAGAGCUGCAAGAGCACUGCUUCUGGAAAGACAACCAGCAGAAAACCAAGCAACAGUCACACACUGAAGAAGCCAUAGAAGUUCAAAGCAGUAGAAGCUUCAUCUUUCCACAUCUAAGGGCUUUUGAAACACCAGGAAGAUCAGAACUGCUCACUGGGUUGAAUGCAGUGGGGGAACCUUCCUGUCAUCAGGCAUCAGCCUCUCUCCCCUCCUCCAGUCUGUUAGGGACACGCAGUGGGAUGGGCAGGCCAAGCAGUGCUCCCUUCUCUCCUCCAGACCAGCACUGCCUUUGCUCUCUGCCUUGCCUUACUCCAGCUGCCUCUCUGCCCCCAGGGAGCUGAGCGCCAGUGUCCUGCAGCAGCUGGCUGGCUGCCCCCCAUGGGGAUCAGCCCUGCUUGGCCCCCCCAGCCACUCUGAACAAGCCCCAGGCUCCUGGCUCUCCUCAGGCAUCAGCAGGGCUGAGCUCCUAUUGCUGCCAACACCAAACCCUUCUCCUAAUCCAAGGUUAUAAGUUACCUAUAACCCCCAAAUAAAACAGUUUACUGCAGACCAAAAAUCCUUAGCUAUCACCUGAAAAGUGGCCCACAAAACUCUGGUUGAAGGAGACCUUCCCUCUGUAGACAAGUUAGGAAUGGUGAGCAGCUCCCCUAAGCAGUGAGGCAAGUGUGGACAGUAGAGAUACAUCCCUGUCUCCUCUGCUCUAGCUGGGGAAACUGAGGCACCUUCUACUGCCCACCUUUUUGCUUUGCUUUGUAAACAAUCCCUGUAAACAAACCAAAUUUCCAGCUCGGAAACCAACAGAGUAAUUAAAACGAAUUUAAAAAGUAGGGUCAAGUUUGUCAGCCAAGCCUAACACUGUGCUUGUUUUGACACUAGUAUCUCCAAGCCCAGCACCAAGCCCAGGAUGGGCUCAGUGACAAAACAAGCUGCUCGUGCCACCCCCCUGAGUUGCUCCAGUGUUGGCACUUCCCCUGGCACCAACCAGUGCUGCAGUGCCAGUGCUGUGCUUGUGGAGAGCACCAGUGUGCAAGGCCCUAGAGUGGCUGCCCCACUGGCUGCAGCAGAGCAGGCAAGGAAAAAGUGUAGCUUAGUAAUGUUCCUAAUUUUUGUGAGUUUGUAUGACAACACUAGUUAAACAUAGAUUUGUGUAUUAACAUACACAGUGUAUAUUAUAAAUUAAUACAUACCAGAGAUAUAUCGUAGUUGUGAUAUAGUGUUAUUUUCCUGAGCAGCAUGGGGGGGCAUCCCAGCAGGGCAGCCCUCCCCUCCCACAGGUGCAGCAGGGCACUGUGUUGUUCAGCCACAUGUGGAGCUGCAGCAUGGAUGCUCAAAGCAGAACAGGCCCAGACAUUUAGGUGCUCCUGGCACCACCUUCUCCCUCCCAGGAGCAGUGUAAGAGCUCUGGGCCAGGAGGAGCAGCUCCUGAGGCAUCCAGCAGGAGCCCAGGAGCAGCAGGGGCAAUGUAAAGCCAUGACCAGCUGGCCAGCAUGAUGCUCCUCCUGCAUGGGCUCUAGCUCUGCUCCCAGAGGAGAAUCAGAGUUGGAGAUGGACAUGCCUCCUUCUCCUUCAAGGCUACCUGACCCUCCUCCAGCCACCAUCCUGCUGUAAGGCCAGGACAGGAAUUCUGCCUCUCCAGGGCAUGAGAGGCCAGCCCUUGUCUGAAAGAACAGAGCAAGGGAAAAGCCAGAACAGCCUCUGAUAUCCAUCAGGGAGGGGAGGUUCUAGGGCUGUGGUCAGAAAGCAUUUGCACCCCUGCCUUGUCAGCCCCAAGACCAGCACCAACACGGGCUAGGAAGGUGGAGGUGGUCACACCAGGGGACAGUCCUCCUCCAGUGCAGCCCCUGGGCCUGUCCCUGCUGCAAGCCCAUGCAGCAGCCCCUGCCUCCCACCCUACAGCCAGCAAAAUAUGUAAUGCAGUGAAUUCCAACCUAGCCUUGGCAAUAAAUUAGUUAUUUUGG